Molecule: messenger RNA, 1280 nt
Organism: Diuraphis noxia (Russian wheat aphid)
Lineage: Eukaryota; Metazoa; Arthropoda; Insecta; Hemiptera; Aphididae
Source: RefSeq, a predicted model, not a curated record
UCGGCUAUUUACGACUUAGUUCAAUUUAAGAAUCGCUAACCAUGGCUCGUUGGUCGGAUAGUCAAUUUACGGUUUGUUCCGAAGAUUCUUUUAUUAGUGGUGUUUAUUAUAAAAAGGACAACUCUAGUAGCCUUAAAGGACCAUUAAAAGCGGCCAGGCUAUGUAUUUUAAGUUUACUUGUGCCUGGUAUUUUGGUCAUUGCGCCAUUGUACAUUCGUUAUCAUGUCUAUUCUGAUCAUAAAUAUCCUUUAGCUAUUACUGAUAUGAGAAUAUUAGACCAAAAAAUGUCAACAUUUUGGUGCCAAAGUCAUAUAGUGAAUACUAAUGCCACUUUUAAUGCAUAUUUGAUGCCAGAAAAACCAUCUAUGUUACCAAAAAUGGAAUUUGUUGAAAUGGAAAGGCAUAUUACGUUAGAAGACGACAUUAAAGAAUAUUGGGGAUUUUAUCUACUUAAAGAUUCAAUCGUAAAAGUAUCUACAUGCUCAAGGUGGCCUGGGGCUAGUAUAAUAGUUAUUAAAGGACAUAAACAUCUAAAAGAAUGUGCUUAUAUAGGAGAUAAUUCUAGCGAAGAGAUUGAUGAAAUUGAAUCUUCCGAAGAAGGCAAUGAUACGCAUAUUCCAAAUUUUAUGAGGAAACUUACUUCUGGUAUGACUGUGCCCGAUAUGGCGCCUGACGUUGUCUACCUUACAAAUCAUCCAAAUGAUAAUAAUAUAAACCGCACAUAUUUUAAGAGAUCCAGUAAAACUGCCAAUCAUCAUUUAGAUUAUGCUGAAGAUUUAUACCAAAAAGAAAUGAAAGAAAAAAUUGAAAACGAGGAUUAUGUAGUUCACUCUGCAAAAUCUAAGCCCAUAUUCACAAACGUUAACGAAAUCAAUAAUAUACCUCAAUCAAAAGAAUUGAUCGAAGAAUCAUUAAGAAAAUUGGGAAAUCAAGGAAAAGACGGCGCGACACUUUUACGUAAAUUAAAAGAAGUUCUACAAAAUGAUCUAAACGAGCCAAUGAAUGACACAAAUAGACUUUAUCAAAUCAUUGAAAAUGCAAUGGCUGACGAUGAUACAUCAUGGCGUGGUCCUAGAUUGAGGCAUUAUCGCAGUAGAUUUAAGCGAUCCACUGUAAAUGAAAAAGAUCGGGACAAUUUGAGCAAGCAAUUAUUUGAGCAUGACCAACAAAACGAUGCGGCCAAUGAAGAGUCAUUUAUUCCGAAACCAUUUAAAUUAUUAGCAUAUAAGUUCAACAAGAUUGGCAUGAAUGCCGAAAAAGAAAUCAAUUGCAUUAUUUGA